Molecule: messenger RNA, 1023 nt
Organism: Aphis gossypii (cotton aphid)
Lineage: Eukaryota; Metazoa; Arthropoda; Insecta; Hemiptera; Aphididae
Exons: 1
Coding region: 1-1023 (340 amino acids)
Biological process (GO): DNA repair; telomere maintenance
Molecular function (GO): DNA helicase activity
Source: RefSeq, a predicted model, not a curated record
AUGGCGCAUAAAAGAUGUUUUGAGGCACUUGAUAGAUCUCUUAAAGAUAUAAGAAAUAAAAAUGAAGUGAUGGGAGGAGCAACUGUUCUUUUAACUGGAGACUUUAGGCAAACUCUACCAGUUAUACCAAGAGGAAGUCGAGCAGAUGAAGUUAAGGCUUGCAUAAAAGCUUCUUAUUUAUGGCCGUUAAUAGAACAACUUUCUCUCAAAAAGAAUAUGAGGGUCCACCUGGGAGGUGAUGUCACAGCUGGAAAAUUCUCUGAACUUCUACUCAAAAUAGGAAAUGGAGAUUUUCCCGAGUUAGAUGGGAAGUUGGUUAUCACUAAGGAUUUAGGUUUAGUAGUGACAACACUACAAGAACUUAUAGUUCAAAUUUAUCCUGAUAUUGCCGAUAUAAAAAACAAAUCGAUGGAUUGGUUAUGUGAGCGCGCUAUUUUGACCCCUAAAAAUGACAGGGCAGCUGUGAUUAAUGAAAUUAUUCUUAAAUCAUUAAAGGGAACAGAAAUGGAGUAUAAGUCUAUAGACAUGGUACUGAAGACAGAUGACGCAGUUCACUAUCCUGUGGAGUUCCUCAACGCACUUAAUCCCCCUGGCUUUCCAGCACAUGAGUUAGUCCUUAAAGUAGGAGCUCCAAUUAUGCUGUUGCGAAAUCUCCACCCACCCAAACUCUGCAAUGGUAAUCGACUGUGCGUGAAAGCACUCCAAAACAAUGUAAUUGCGGCAACAAUAAUUACAGGUUGUGCUCAAGGAGAAUCAACGUUUAUACCACGUAUACCACUUUUAUCAUCAAACUAUCCAUUCGAAUUUAAAAGACUGCAGUUUCCUAUCAAGGUAUCUUUUGCAAUGACUAUAAAUAAGUCGCAAGGGCAGUCGUUGAAAAUAGCAGGGAUUGACUUGAGUGAUGACUGCUUUACACAUGGGCAAUUUUAUGUGGCAUGCUCCAGAGUUAGUUCCCCUACAAGCUUAGUCAUUCUUGCCCCAAACAGAAGAACAACCAAUGUAGUUUAUAAGGAGGUGCUAUAA